This is a messenger RNA of Owenia fusiformis, 1149 nucleotides long. Lineage: Eukaryota; Metazoa; Annelida; Polychaeta; Sabellida; Oweniidae. The record is from the annotation of a GenBank genome assembly.
CAGAGUUCCUUUGGGUGUGUUACUGUACUUUAUAUAUUCAGGAAAAGUCAACAUUCUAGAGUAGAACCUAAUGCUAAUCUGUCAUUAGGCUGGAUACAUGCACGCAGUACAAAAUGAUCCGAUUAAUAAACCGGUAUCUUAAAACAAUUUUAAAGUUGAUAAUUGCAAUUGGAAUGGGAUGUGUUUGUCUGUACAUAGGGUAUCAUGAACCUAGAAAAUCCAUACAACUUUAUAGCUUAAAUAUCACACAGAACAGUACCUUACUCAACAGAGAUGGACCUACAAGUUCAGCAAAACCAUAUUGGAAUAAAACUCCUACUUCAACUUUGGCAAAUAACAAAGAAAGUAGAAAAACCAGAGAGAAUACCAACAUUUUUCUCGAGAAAAAUGCAUCUUUAAUACAACCAAUCAACAAUCAGGAUGCUAAUCCUAAACAUUCCGAUAGGAAUAGUACUGACGAAAAAUUUGGAGAUAAAUGGACGUUAGCUGGUAAAGUCUGGGAAUCGGCUGAUUUCAAGAUGAAGUAUACUUUUAACAACAUUGCAUCUGAUUUGAUGAAAGAUCUCUUGAAUUUUGACUAUACUGGUUUAAACAAUUUUUAUCCAAUACACUGUGAUUUUAUAGACACCAUGACAAAUUCAAAGCAACGGAUCGCAAGUUCAACCAAUAAAAAAGUGUAUAUCGUAAAAUAUACUGGUGAAACUAUACGUCAUAUUAAUUUCUUUGGGGAUAUAUCUCACAACAGCAGAUUUGACUUAAAAAGCUUAAUGUUAGAGGAUAUUCUCAUCGUUUUAUGCAUAGACAACGCCAAAAAAUAUUAGGGUUAAAAGAAAUUCUGUUAUAUGCACGACUGAAAUCAAAAGAUUUAGCAAAGUUAUAUGGAUUCUGUGUAAAAACAAAGUCUGGUAGCUUUAAAAGUCUUGAAACUAUUAGAAGGCUCUUAUAUAACCUUAUCAUGAAUCCAAACUCAAAUGAUGUGAUCCAAAUAUACACAGUGAGUGAAUAUUUAAGAUAUGACUUAGAAUAUUUUAUUGAAAAGAAGGCAAAUAAGCAUAGUGGACCAACGCUAUUUUUCAAAAUGGUGGACAUUUAUAAUGGAUUACUUCAUUCAACACUUGGGAUAAUCAAAAACCAAGAUCCCAAAUUAAG